Molecule: messenger RNA, 988 nt
Organism: Cuscuta europaea
Lineage: Eukaryota; Viridiplantae; Streptophyta; Magnoliopsida; Solanales; Convolvulaceae
Source: the annotation of a GenBank genome assembly
UGGAAAUCUCAGUUACAAUCAAUUGUUGCCUUAUCAACCACUGAAGCUGAGUAUGUUGCAGCUCCAGAAGCCUUCAAGGAAGCCAUAUGGUUAAGUCGUCUUGUUGCUGAAAUAGGUUUUCUUAAACAGGAUGUUACUGUGUUUUCUGAUAGCCAGUCUGCUAUCCGGCUUUGCAAAAACCCUGUUUUUCAUGAUAGGACCAAACACAUUGAUGUGAGGUUCCACUUUAUUCGUGAUGUUUUAGAUGCAGGUAAGGUGAAGCUGUGCAAGAUACCCCCAAAGUUCAACCCUGCAGAUAUGGGGACGAAGUGUCUAUCUGCUGAAAAACUUUUGUCUUGUAAACGAAUUUUAAAUUUGGACUGCGAUUAACUCGGUUUGCAGGUUUUGGGUAUGUUGGAGGGUAGAUUCUUGAAAGCAUAGUGCUUGAGAAAAUCUGCUCUCAUGGUUAGGGAGAGUACUUUGGGUACUUCUCUAAUUUCCUUUUGGGAGUAUUUUGUGUAUCUCCAAUUUGUUUGCCAGUUAUGUCUUUAGGAUAUCACUGGUGACCCAGCGAUGAUGAACCACGUGCUCAUGUUACUUUGUGAUACCAUGCACCACCAAUGAUGGCCAAUAAGGUGGAGAGUGUGGAGGUAUUGUUGGGCCUGUUUGCUUGCCUCUUGCCCUGGCCCAAGUUGUUCUGCCGCUAGCCUUGUUUCUGGAACCCUCCUUUAGGGCUUCCCCACUUGCCGGGGUACUUAAGCCCCUCUUCGUCUUUGGUUGACGCUGAGGUCUUCGGUUAGAGAGAGAGUGAGGUUAAGAGAGAAUAGUGAGAGAGACUCCAGUCUCUUCUCCAUUCUGGUCCCUCUGUGGUCUUCUCUCUGUGCUUCCCCUUUUCUGACCUUUGGCGUGCGUUGAGAUGGCUGGGCUGGCCUGAGUGUUCUUGUCCCUUCCGGUGGUGCUUUGGUGUGUGUGCUGUAUGAGCGUGGUCUGAGCUGGAGAGGUGAAAACC